Carcharodon carcharias (great white shark) is the source of this 1520-nucleotide messenger RNA. RefSeq names its product SAP30 binding protein (gene sap30bp). Gene Ontology annotation, cellular component: nucleus. The transcript is spliced from 11 exons. NCBI's taxonomy places the organism in Eukaryota, Metazoa, Chordata, Chondrichthyes, Lamniformes, Lamnidae. Bases 43 to 936 code for a protein of 297 amino acids. Gene Ontology annotation, biological process: regulation of DNA-templated transcription. The record is from RefSeq and is a predicted model, not a curated record.
CGCAGAAUCGCACCCCGUGACUCUAACAAAGUGCGACGGAAAAUGGCGACCAAGCGAAAUGUUCUGCUCACUCUCACCGCUUAUGCCGGGGAUUCCGACUCGGAAACUGAUACAGAGACUGGCACGAAAGGAGGGCUGGUGUCUGCUGGAUAUGGCGAUGAUGAUAUCAGCAGAAUGGAGGAGGCAGAUGAGCUUGAGGAAGAGGACGAGAGCAGCAGUCCACUGGAAGGUGAAGAUUCAGAAACAGAGCUGCUGGAGGCAGAUGGUUUAAAGGACAUCCUCGAUGUGGAGAAGAAGAAUCCUCAGGAACUGGUUGCUUCGUUUUCAGAAAAAGUGAGGAACAUGUCGCCUGAUGACAUCAAAAUGCCUCCCGAGCCCAUGGGGAGAUGCUCUAAUCAGUUACAGGAGAAAAUUCAGAAGCUGUACGACAGAAAGCUGAAUGAAGGCCUUGACAUGAACAACAUCAUUCAGAGAAAAAAGGAGUUCCGCAACCCCAGCAUUUAUGAAAAAUUGAUUCAGUUCUGUGGUAUUGAUGAACUCGGUACAAACUACCCAAAGGACAUGUUUGAUCCCCAUGGAUGGUCAGAGGACUCGUACUAUGAGGCAUUAGCCAAGGCCCAGAAAAUAGAAAUGGACAAAAUAGAGAAAGCCAAGAAGGAACGAACAAAGAUUGAAUUUGUGACCCGAACAAAAACAGGAACCAACACCAGCUCUGGCACAGCAACCACAACCACAGCAAGCACGACCGUGGCAGAUUCCCAGAAAAGGAAGAGUAAAUGGGACUCCGCAGUGCCUGUGACGACAAUAGCUCAGCCGACAAUCAUUACCACCACCGCUACGCUACCAGGAGUCGUCACGGUAACCACCAGUGCCACCGGGGCAAAAACCACAGUCAUUUCCGCUGUGGGGACCAUUGUGAAGAAAGCCAAGCAAUGAGCUCAGGUCGAGAGUACUGUCUCUGGGUGGCUGCUGAGGAUAAGCCCUCAUGGGCCAAGUUUACAUUCUAGAACUUUCUUUUUCCUACUUACUGCUACUGAUUCUCAUCUCUACAGCUGGCUCACAAACAGGUUGGAAGAAUCCUUUACUGCCCAAUUUAGGGUUCUUCAUGACCCUUAAACGGUCAACCUAAAAAAAAUUACGCAUCCUUGAUGAGUGGGAAACAGUGGCUGCAAUUUCAAUGCUGAAAGGAUCUAAACUGUAUAUAUAGUGACCUGUAACUUACCCUGUAAAUUGGCUAGCUGGAGGAGAUUGAGGGGUGGAAUGGGUUGGGUGGGCAAGAGGGUGGAGAUAGGGAAGGGGGAAGGUGAGGCAACAGGGCAGCUGGUGAUCACAGGUCUGGAAAUCAAGCCUACAUGUUUGGAUAUUGAUGGUGCUUUCUGUCUGUCUGAUGCUGUAACCUGUUGCACUUGUGCUAUAAAAUGUGAUCGAAUGAACACACGCUGCACACUGAUGUAUGAUUAUAAUGAAGCAUUGUAAACUGCUGGCAGUGUAGAAGCACAAAUAAAAGAUUUUUACUUUCA